Messenger RNA from Penicillium coprophilum, 1488 nucleotides. RefSeq names its product RING finger domain protein. The transcript has a single exon. Lineage: Eukaryota; Fungi; Ascomycota; Eurotiomycetes; Eurotiales; Aspergillaceae. The coding region runs from base 1 to 1488 and encodes 495 amino acids. Gene Ontology annotation, molecular function: zinc ion binding. The record is from RefSeq and is a predicted model, not a curated record.
AUGGCGUCAGUCCCGGGAUACUCUACAGCGGGCAGAGCCACAUCAUUCGAUGGCACCACGUCCGUUAACUCGGAUGAAAACGCUAUCCCUCAAGGGAGCAUCUCACCUCCGAAUGAGUCAAUGGAGGACACCGAAACAGUUUUCUUAAACAAGAGCGUACCAACCCCGAGCCACGGAUCGGAUAUUUCCAGCAAAUCACUCAGUCAAUCAUCAAAACCCUCCCAGGCCUCGGACGAAGACGAGCCGCGCAAAUGCUGGAUUUGCUAUACAGAUGAAACAGAGGACUCGCCACUGAAUCUUGAAUGGCGGUCGCCGUGCCCUUGUGCCCUAACGGCCCACGAGGCAUGUCUGCUCGACUGGCUUGCCGACAUGGAGAAUCCCCGGUCGCGCAAAAGCAACGGUGGCGUCACAAUGCAGUGUCCCCAGUGCAAGACCGAAAUCGUGGUUACACGCCCGCGGAGCUAUGUGGUCGACAUGAUGCGACUGGCCGAGCGCCUAGCAGGCCGAUUGGUCCUUCCCGGCAUGAUGUUUACAGUGGCUGGCACUGUGUGGGCUGGAUGCUGUGCGCAUGGAGUUUAUUCGAUGUACCUCAUUUUCGGAACCGAUGAAGCCAGACAGAUCAUGGAGGAGACUAUGGAGGGCCCAUGGAAUCCCGGGAUGAACAUCGGGCUGCCGCUUAUCCCACUUGUCUUAAUAUUCUCACGCACUCGAUAUGCCGAGGGCCUUCUCCCGGCUAUACCGGUUCUUUUCUUCGCUGCACACAACCCGGGGCAGGAACCCGACUUCGACUUGUGGCCACCCACACCGGCUAUGACGUUUGCUGCGCUGCCAUAUAUCAAAAGCUUUUAUGGGGCACUUUACGAACGGCUAUUCGGUGGUCUGGAACGGAAAUGGAUUGCCGAAGUACAACCUCGCGCAGCAGAAGAGAUCUUAGAUGAUGCGCAACAACAAGAUCAGGCGGAGGGUCUCAACCGGUUUGGUGAUAAUGCGAAUGGACAAAUUCUGAUGGAGAUCGAUCUUGAGCUACAAAUGGGUAUCGGCGAUGAAGAUGAGCCGGGCCUUGAAGCUCUUCCCAACGGGCAAGCUGAAGAUGCCGAUGGUGUCCCUAACGGACCACGAGAUGCUGGGCAAAACAACAAUCCACUAGGUAUUGGGCGUCGACAGAAUGAGAUUAUUGCCGAUACCAGCAAUCUGGCUGACGUUGUGCUCGGAGCACUUGUCUUCCCCGCAAUCUCUGCGUCAAUGGGUGGCCUGUUGAAGUAUCUUCUCCCUAAGUCAUGGACAUCCUCAACCGUGGACCGUGGCCGCUUAGGACUACUUCAGACCCGCUGGGGUCGUAGUGUUGUUGGUGGGUGCAUGUUUGUUCUAUUGAAAGAUGCACUGGUUCUCUACUGCCGGUGGAAGUUGGCCCAAACACACCGUCGCCGCAAGGUCUUGAACUACGAUCGAACUAAGAAACGUCACACCACAAAGCGGUCCACCGGGUAG